Molecule: messenger RNA, 4159 nt
Organism: Neodiprion fabricii
Lineage: Eukaryota; Metazoa; Arthropoda; Insecta; Hymenoptera; Diprionidae
Product: homeobox protein aristaless-like
Exons: 5
Coding region: 1971-3143 (390 amino acids)
Biological process (GO): regulation of transcription by RNA polymerase II
Molecular function (GO): RNA polymerase II transcription regulatory region sequence-specific DNA binding; DNA-binding transcription factor activity, RNA polymerase II-specific
Source: RefSeq, a predicted model, not a curated record
UACAGGUAAUACACAAACGCGUGGCGGUGCGUGUGUGCGACGUUCGCGGGUUCGCGUUUAUUAGAUCCGGUCUUUUUUUUUUGUUACUGAAAAGAUACCGUGUACGAUAGGCUCGUACGUGGCCCACCUAAAUGCCCAAUGGAUUUGUCCUCACAUGACGCGCUAAUGGAACGUAUUAAUUACCGACGAAAAAAAGAUAGACGCAAAUAUACGCGCCGGUAAGAAAUCCCGGCUCCCGGCCUCCGGGGAAAAAAACUCAGCGAUAUUGUAUUCACAAGUAAUACAUGCGAUGUAAUGUAAUCGGCGUACUUUCGAAUCAUACUUGCAAAUGGUAUUGUAUUAUAUACGAGGCGCAAAAGCAAGCAGGCAGGCAGGCUGCGUGUCGUGUCGAUACAGCACACUGUGUAUAACACAUCGGACCUCUCCACCGUCACGUGCAAACUCUGAGGCACAGUCCGCGAUGCUUAUCCAAGUAAUUGAGUAAUCGACCCGGGCAGUCGAGUGUAAUUGGACGUUGAUUAUACCCGCCAUAAUACACCUACCGACGCUUUACAUGUUUCGUGGCGAACAAGACCCGAGGGCCAAGAGGCGGGAGUCGAGAAUCAGGGACUCGCGGAUGUCGUACAUGGAAAUCGAAGCCAAGCCGGUAUCCCGCUGCUUACCGGACGCGAGUCUGCCGCGGCAGUAUCGUGGAAACUGACGAAAGUCAUUCCUGGGUGCGAAGAGUCGCGGGAAUCGGAACCAAGUCGCUACGACGAAUUCAAAUCCGACCCCCACGGACGAUGUUGAAUUAGAAAUUGACACGGCGCGGAAUACCUUCAACAGCUGUACGGACAAAUUAACGUUAUCCGUGGUGCGCGUCGUUAUUAAGUGUACAAGCCGCGGUGGGGGGCGUUUUAUUUUACAUUUUAUUUCACCUUUACGAUCCGUUGAUUGCCUCGUUAUUGCCGGAGAAAGUAUAACCAGCCGUAAUGACGGACAGACCAAUUAAAACACAACCGUGCAUGGUUGCCGGCUCCGUAUCACUCGGCGGCCUCUCAUCUCCGUCACUUCCCAACGCGAUCUUACGUCCGUGAGGUCCGUGGGUGUCGCGAUGCGCAAGGUACACAACCACGAGCGAAUACCAGCGAAUACGAUUUGCGCAGAGCAGAAUAUCACGGAAUUUCGUGACGUAUUCAAUUAUCUCUGUCGGGCCCCGCGUGCACCUGGGGGUCCUUUCACCGACCUUGUUGCCCCUUGAGUAACGCCUGUCAGACUUUCCGUUCGUAUACAAGCUAAUUUCGUACAAUGUUGUUGGCGUAUCUUACCUACGCGCUUGGCUCGAAUUCGUUUUGGAUAUUAUUCUUGACUUGUAAUACAUCUCGACAGGUAUUUCACGAGUCGGGCAACGUCUGCCGAGUCACGCACGCAGCUUUCAUACGAGAAUCCAAAGAUCGUCUUCUCACGAUCGUUUGAACAUUCGGAAUUCAAAACUUGUGCCACGUGUCCUCGAGACUUUGUCCUUAACUCGAUAUGUUCUGGCGAAAUGGGGAUCUUGACAUUGGACAACUAUACUUGUACGCGGUAUCGCGUAUCGGAAUUGAACGACAGAUUCUGUUCAGAGCGGUGACGUAUGCACUCGCUUCUUGGCUGAAAUAUCGUUCGUUCAAUUUUCAAUUUACGACAAGUGUAAUUAUCCCCUCUACGCAUACACGAGAGGUAUAAGGGUACUCUUUUGUUUCCUUCUUCCAAAUAUCGUUUCGUCUCCGUUGUAUCCCCUUUCAUUUCAUUUUUUAAAUCAACCUCUCUGCGAGACGCUUCGUGCGGCUCGAGUCCCAACGCAGAGACAGCUUUAGGGAGAUUGCGGUUAGGCUGUGGUACGGUUAUACCGAAGAUCGGAGAGGCCGGUUUAUGGCGUUCGAGCCCCGGAGCUGACUGUUCUGCUCCGGAAACCAGACCACAAAUUUUCCAGCGUGUUCCGGGAAUCAAUUAUGAUAAUUCUACGCUCACGAAACGAGAACUCGGUGCCAGGCAGCAGCGAGGCGGUCCCGCGGACGAGUCCCGCGGGCAGCUCGAACGGGUCUGUAACCGGAAAUCACCCGUCGGCCCAAAACGUCCAGACGGCGUCAAACCAACAAAUGGGGAUAUCCACCGAGGAUGCUCGACACGACGACGACGGGGGUCAUCCCCGUGCCGCCGCCCCCGCCAGCCCCGAGAGCGAACCGGAAACCGACGAAUACACCCCCAAGCGGAAGCAGAGGCGGUACAGGACCACCUUCACCAGCUUCCAGCUGGAGGAACUCGAGAAGGCAUUCUCAAGGACCCAUUAUCCCGAUGUUUUCACCAGGGAGGAACUCGCGAUGAAAAUUGGACUUACCGAGGCUCGCAUACAGAAUCACGCGGCAUGCCAACCGCUAUCUACUUGUACAACUCCCUCGCCACCCGAUACAACGAUCUCGAAGCAGCAGUCAUCGGACUGUCAGAGGACGGCACGGAUUCUCGAUCGAUCCAACAAACUCGUUGCGUUACGACGGUCGCAGUGUUUUGUAAAAGCUGCCUCGAUCAACGUCUGGUUCCAAAACCGGCGAGCAAAAUGGCGGAAACAAGAGAAGGUCGGGCCACAGGGUCACCCUUACAACCCUUACCUCGGCGGAGGCGCGCCGCAACCGUCAGCGGUGGUUGCCCCGACGUUGCCUAACCCAUUCGCCCACCUGGGUACGUUCGCGCUGAGGAAGCCCUUCGACGCCUUUCGAUAUCCACCCCUCGGGGGGUACCCGCCGCACCCCUAUCACAGGGCGCCACCGCCCCUUUCACCCCUGUCGCCCCUACUUCCCCCGGGGAUUCCCCUAUCCUAUACGAGCGCAGCCCAAUCCUUCCAGAGCUUCCUGGCUAACAUAUCGGCCGCCCAGCGUCCUAAACUCGUCGACGUGCCGCCGCCCCCGCCCCAGAGGAUCGGCCCCCCAGCCCCGCCACCCCCGACGACGACACCCACGCGAACUACUAGCUCGCCCCAGGGCUCGCCGAACAACGCAACCAACCACGGUGUCGGGGUGCCGCCGGACAUGGACCGCAGAACGCACAGCAUCGCCGAGCUGCGACUGAAGGCCAGAGAGCACGAGAUACGGCUCGAAAUGCUGAGGAAAAACGGCGACCUUGUCAGCUGAACCGUGGCGUUCGAAGACCGCUGAAGAAGCGCGGAGGAUACGCACACCCCGAGGGAUAAGAUCGCGCCGUAUCAUUCCGUUGAUCGGUAGGAGUUAUCGGUGGUAACAACGUCGAUCCGGGCGCUUUCGGAUCGGGGUUGAACCGUCGCUUAAGCACGCGUUAGCGAUCUUCAUUCCCCGUUGGGUUGAUCGAUAUUCCCCCGCAAGACUUGGGCGGAACGUCCCGAAGUACCGGCUCGACCGACACGUCCCACGGAUCCUCGCUGACGCAAUCGUAGAACCCAAGGAGAGACGAAAACGUGGGACUGUGAAAAAUCCCGUUUAAUAACAGUCAAGUACUGUUUUGGUGAUAUUUUUCAAGGAUCUCUCUUUUGGAUUCUACGCUUCUGUCGUCGCGGUUUAGCGAAGUAUCGGUCGGACGAUGGAGGUCGAGGCUGAAUUUUCACUGAAAACUAGCAUUUCUUCUUCUUCUUAUUCUUAUUAUUAUUAUUAUUAUUAUUAUUAUUAUUAUUAUUAUUAUUUGAUCGUUAUACGCAAGAGAAAAACACUGUCGUAUACACAACGCGAACGUAUACAUACAUAGGUAUAAUUUAAGUGUAGAAAAUGGAUUACUACAGGAUUUACUUCACAGACCUGUGGCGAAGACGAAGGCGUAAAUGACAAGAAAACUAACUGUAUAAGAACGAACAAAUACUAGCCAGGGAGCUGAGAGAGGUAGAGGUUAUACCCUACGACAUCCGGUGAUAUCUACAACCUAUAUCCAGUAUUUAUGACAGGCAUCUUCACCACAUCUUACAUUGACUAGAAGAAUUGCUCCAGAAACCGCGGCAACGUGACGUGCCUUAUUUACAUAUAUAGGUAUGCAUCAUCCCUAUAAUACUACCGAUUCACAUUGUAUGUAUGUAUAUAUAUUAUAUAUAUAUAUAUAUAUAGAUACAUAUAUAUGCCUGUGUACAUGUAUAUCUGCAUAUGUAUGUAUGUAUGUAUAAUAUAAUAUAAUAUUUUUCGCCAAAGUA